Messenger RNA from Sitodiplosis mosellana (orange wheat blossom midge), 2229 nucleotides. RefSeq lists its product as uncharacterized. The record is from RefSeq and is a predicted model, not a curated record. Bases 254 to 1714 code for a protein of 486 amino acids. Lineage: Eukaryota; Metazoa; Arthropoda; Insecta; Diptera; Cecidomyiidae. The transcript is spliced from 2 exons. Gene Ontology annotation, molecular function: protein binding.
GAAUAGUCGAAACGUCAACGUUCAUACUAACACUCUGGUGCGCGCUUUGCACAUUAACGAAAACUGUGUACUUGUGCUAUCACAUCAAUAUCGCCAUUUUCUCAAGCCAAUUUAGUUUUCGCUUAGAAUCGAAUAAGAAUUAAAGUUUUUGCCGUAAAAAUUUGCUAAAAUUGAAAUUUCUAGUAGGAAUUUGCUAUUAAUUGACUUGUGACCGACGAGAAUCACCAAAAAAUUUGCUUGUCAAUCCGAACCAAUGAGUAGAAGCAACAGCAAGAUGUCAGAUCGUCGCAACAAGCCAAACGACCGACACGAACCGGGCCAGGUGGACAAUCGAAAUUUCACGCCAAUGGUGAAGUCGCUGUACUUAAAAGAAGAAACGGCCGAUUUAUUCUUCGUGUUCACCACAACCGAUGACCAAACCGAACGUGUGCCGGCACACAAAUUGCUGUUGUCAACCAGUGAAAAGUUUGCCAAGUUGUUUGCUGACGCUGAGGCCGGUCAGAACGAGUUCAAAAUGAAUGGUAUACCGGUUGAAGCGUUCAAAGAAUUUUUACAAUUCUUUUAUAUGCCAAAAUUCAAGUUGACAUUCGAGAAUAUCGAUGCAAUCAUGUCAUUGGCCCAGGACUAUGGCCGUGAAGAAAUGUUGGUCGAGUGCAGUGUUUUCUUGGCACACAAAUUGACCACCGAAAACAUGAUCUGGGGCUAUGGUUUGGCUAUCCGUUUCGAUCGUGCCAUACUGAAGAAGAAUUGCGAGCUGAAAAUUGCCGACAAUGCCGAAGAGGUACUCAAGUCGAAUUGCUUCCUCGAAUGUGAACGUGAUGUUCUGCGUCAGAUUUUGCAACUGGAUUCGUUGAAAUGUAUCGAAUCACAAGUGUUGACCAGUUGUUUGCUGUGGGCCAAAACAGCUGCCAAUCGAAAAGGCUUGGAUGGCAACAGUACCAAAGUUUUACGCGAAGAAUUGGGCGAUUUACUGUACGAAGUUCGAUUCAAGUCGAUUGCAAUCCAAAACUUUGCCAUGAUUGUCGGUUCGUUCAAGGGAUUUUUCUCCGUUGCCGAUCUCGAGGAAAUCACCCAGUUGAUUGGUCUGAAGGACUACAAAUCCGAAACGUUCAACAGCAAGACUCGAUUAACGUCCAAUGGUAACAAUAACGUCAAUGGCAACGAAAACAACGGUGCUAACAGCGUGGCUGGUGGUGGUACUGGAAGUGGCCAUACUAAUGAAGAAAAGCACAAAGAUGGAAUCAUGUACGCCAAUCGAUAUACGGGCAAUUUUGCGACGCGUUACUACAUUCAAAAAGCGGAAAAAACCCGAUUCGAAGCUCAAAAGUCACUUCGACUCGUUGGUAUCGUCUGUGGCCAGGUAUUCAAUGCCAAACAAAACGAUAACAAAGUGAACAUCGAUGCAAAAGUCACCGUCUCCGAACAAGUGGGCAUUGGACAAAAACCGGUCGAAAUUUUCGAAAGCACCCUAACGCUCAGCUCUGAAAAAGAAACGCACAUUUCCAUCUGCUGCCCAAUACCCAUCGAACCGAAUCGAAAGUACGAGAUUUUGCUGCAAUUGGACUCUGCACAAGAACUCUACAAUCAAGCCGAGCUCAAGGGUUUCGUCGAAUUGAAGAACGGUGUUAAGAUCCGCUUCCUGGGUGAUGACACCAGAAGCUUUGACACUUCCAAAUGCGGACUGGUGCAAAAAUUGCUGUUCAAACGAGCCUAAGCCACAAGGACUUAUGGUAAUAAGGAAAAUGUCUUCGAACAUAUCACUGUGUACACUUUUUACACAACUUUUUCUCUCAACAUUACGACAUUUUCCAUUCAAUCACAGUUUAUCUUUACUUUUUUUUCAUCUUCAUCACUUUACAUGUGAUUUUUUUUUUCAUUUUUAGUCGAAUUAUGACUUAGAUUUAAAGAACUUUCAAUUUAUAAAUAAUUUUUUUUUUGAAGAAAUUUCCAUUUUUCAUGACAAUUUACGAAACGAUAUAAAUGUAAGCAAACAUUUCUUUAAAGUAUUUCUGACUUUGCGCGAAAAGCAAUUUUGAUAAGAUUUUCACAUUGAUUUGGAAUAUUUUAUAUGAAAAUAUCAUUUAGAUUCAUAUGAUUUUGAUAAAGAAAAUCGCGUUUUGCUUCCAAUUUUCUUCGUUUUAUCACUUGAAUUUGAAUCGAACUAGUGUUUAACAUUGAAAUUUGUUAACAAACACUGAAGCUCAGUGAAAAUACAUAUCGAUAAGCGCA